Cercocebus atys (sooty mangabey) is the source of this 2770-nucleotide messenger RNA. RefSeq names its product proteasome (prosome, macropain) 26S subunit, non-ATPase, 12 (gene PSMD12). The coding region runs from base 414 to 1607 and encodes 397 amino acids. Gene Ontology annotation, cellular component: cytoplasm; nuclear proteasome complex; proteasome regulatory particle, lid subcomplex. The record is from RefSeq and is a predicted model, not a curated record. Lineage: Eukaryota; Metazoa; Chordata; Mammalia; Primates; Cercopithecidae. The transcript has 12 exons.
GGUGUGGGUGACGAGUGGUGGCCGAAGCAGGGGUACAGCAAGGGACGCUCAGGCGGGGACCAUGGCGGACGGCGGCUCGGAGCGGGCUGACGGGCGCAUCGUCAAGAUGGAGGUGGACUACAGCGCCACGGUGGAUCAGCGCCUACCCGAGUGUGCGAAGCUAGCCAAGGUUGUGUAACAAAUCAUUAAAAGAUUGGAUUCAUUCAGGAAUUAAAGGAGGCGCAAACAGAACUUACAGAUACUCAACAUGUAUUGAUGUUGAACAAACUCAUUAGUCGCUUACAUCAUUUACAAGGAUUAUUUUCAUGAGAAAAAUGAGUCACGGAAGUCACAUGUUCUAACAGGAAGGAAGACUUCAAGAAGUCAUUGAAACCCUUCUCUCUCUGGAAAAGCAGACUCGUACUGCCUCCGAUAUGGUAUCUACAUCCCGUAUCUUAGUUGCAGUAGUGAAGAUGUGCUAUGAGGCUAAAGAAUGGGAUUUACUUAAUGAAAAUAUUAUGCUUUUGUCCAAAAGGCGGAGUCAGUUAAAACAGGCUGUUGCCAAAAUGGUUCAACAGUGCUGUACGUAUGUUGAGGAAAUCACAGACCUUCCUAUCAAACUUCGAUUAAUUGAUACUCUACGAAUGGUUACUGAAGGCAAGAUUUAUGUUGAAAUUGAGCGUGCUCGACUGACUAAAACAUUAGCAACUAUAAAAGAACAAAAUGGUGAUGUGAAAGAGGCAGCCUCCAUUCUACAGGAGUUACAGGUGGAAACCUACGGGUCAAUGGAAAAGAAAGAGAGAGUGGAAUUUAUUUUGGAGCAAAUGAGGCUCUGCCUAGCUGUGAAGGAUUACAUUCGAACACAAAUCAUCAGCAAGAAAAUUAACACCAAAUUUUUCCAGGAAGAAAAUACCGAGAAAUUAAAGUUGAAGUACUAUAAUUUAAUGAUUCAGCUGGAUCAACAUGAGGGAUCCUAUUUGUCUAUUUGUAAGCACUACAGAGCAAUAUAUGAUACUCCCUGUAUACAGGCAGAAAGUGAAAAAUGGCAGCAGGCUCUGAAGAGCGUUGUACUCUAUGUUAUCCUGGCUCCUUUUGACAACGAACAGUCAGAUUUGGUUCACCGAAUAAGUGGUGACAAGAAGUUAGAAGAAAUUCCCAAAUACAAGGAUCUUUUAAAGCUUUUUACCACAAUGGAGUUGAUGCGUUGGUCCACACUUGUUGAGGACUAUGGAAUGGAAUUAAGAAAAGGUUCCCUUGAGAGUCCUGCAACUGAUGUUUUUGGUUCCACGGAGGAAGGCGAAAAAAGGUGGAAAGACUUGAAGAACAGAGUUGUUGAACAUAAUAUUAGAAUAAUGGCCAAGUAUUAUACUCGGAUAACAAUGAAAAGGAUGGCACAGCUUCUGGAUCUGUCUGUUGAUGAGUCCGAAGCCUUUCUCUCAAAUCUAGUAGUUAACAAGACCAUCUUUGCUAAAGUAGACAGAUUAGCAGGAAUUAUCAACUUCCAGAGACCUAAGGAUCCAAAUAAUUUAUUAAAUGACUGGUCUCAGAAACUGAACUCAUUAAUGUCUCUGGUUAACAAAACUACACAUCUCAUAGCCAAAGAGGAGAUGAUACAUAAUCUACAAUAAGGGUCUUAAUGCUUUUAGAAAAAAGUUAAAAUUGGAAGUCAUUAAAAAAAAGAGACUGUUAUAAUGGUGUAUAUGUUGGGAUUUUUUUCCUAAGCUUCUUUGUCUUAAAUUUUAAAAUAGUGAAUAUGUUUUGAGACUCCCUUUGACCUUUCAGUUCCCCAAGUUCAUUGUUAACUUUGCAUUUGCAAUUGGUGCAAAAAUACACAUUUCUGUCGUCUGAAUACACAAAAAGUUGUGUCAUAACUUACCCAGAUAUGUUUUUCUAUCAUUUGAAACCUUUUUAGCUACUGUUUGUUUUCAUUCAACUAACAAACAUAUUACAAUAAUAAAAGCAGUAUAUACACAUUUCCUUUCUACAGUUACCUCUGAUUCUAAACAUUUUGUGGGGUAGUGAUUUGGCAAGUGUUUUUUAAAUAAAAUAAAUUUCAUUGUAAAGCUAUCAGUCAUUUAGUAGAAUAGAAAAGCAACAGAGCAUACAGAAACAUUUGGGAUAGAGUUGUGAUUUGUGAAGAAUUUGUACUUUGAUAUUGUGGCAGAAAGUCUAAACUGAGCGUGUAUGCAACAAUCUGGUAAGCUGUAGACUUCUUUUUUUGAGUCGGGCUGGUUCUAGUCACAGUAGCUUGAUUGCUUUCAGCCCUCAUCCUCUGACUUGAUCAGUUGUUCAACAGAAUCAACUGACAUCAUUGACACAGGUUAUUGGGUGUUAAGUCCUCUCUAUAGGGAUAGUGACUACUUUUUUUUCUUUUUUGCUCUUCCUCUCCCCUUUAUAUGGGUUUAAAUUUAACAUAAAGUUGUUUUUAUAAGGCUUAUUUGUAGCUUUAUACUUGUAAGUCUAAUUACAUCAUUAUUGUUCCAAAUUCAUUAUCUCUGUAGGAGCUUUUAGUUCCAUUAUACGAACACUGGAUAACCUAAUUUUUUUAUGCUUUAAAAAAAAUGGCAAAAAGACAGACUUCAGGCCACCCUCAUAGAGUAAGUGGUAUAGUACUGAAAUAUUUUCACAGAAUUAAAAGUAGCUUGCUGUCAAAGAAACAUCUGAGAUGAAUUGGUGUGAACGAAUUUUGCAAGUUUUAAUUUGAUUUAUUUCAGAGAAAAUAGAAAAAUAAAACAAUGUUAGAAGGUUAUUUAAAAUGAUGUUUAAAUGAAGAAAGUGUGAGGUCUACUUU